AUUCUGGCCCCAGGAAAGGGCUUUGCAUAUCUCUCAUUCCAUUGUCUCAAACAAGUGAGUGCUGGGACCACUCUAACAAAGUAUAAUUGGAAAUAUCCAGCAGAAGUACAGAGAGGAACCCUCUAAACUCACAAGGAACUUACAAUGUCUGGAGGGAUUUUCUCUCCCCUUGAAAAUCUACACGACUUGGAUAAAGCCAACUGUCACCCGCUAGCUUGUUUCUUGUGCCAUGAGCAAUAUGAACACCCAUGCCUUCUCGAUUGCUACCAUAACUUCUGUGCCAGCUGCCUGCGAGGUCGUGCAAUAGAUAACCGCCUCACCUGCCCUCUGUGUGGACACCAGUCAAUAGUAAAAGGAAAUAAUGGACUUCCUCCAUUAGACCGACUCCUUCAGUUCCUAGUGGACAGUUCUGCUGACUGUGAUGAAGUGGUUCAGUGUGCCAACUGCGAUCUUGAGUGCAAGAACCAGGAUGGAGAGAUCAUUUACUAUUGUAACACCUGCAAUCAGCCUCUAUGUGCUAAGUGCAGAGAUGAAACUCAUAAAGCUAAGAUGUUCUCUCGCCAUGAGAUUGUUUCUCUGGCUAAGCGUGCCAAGGAUAUAUAUAAAAAGUGCUCUCUGCAUGAGGAACCUUACAUUAUGUUCUCCACUGAGAAGAAAUCUAUGCUUUGUAUCAACUGCUUCCGUGACAUGCAAGUAGAAAGCCGUGCUCACUGCAUUGAUAUUGAAACUGCUUACAUGCAGGGAUGUGAGAAGCUGGACCAAGGAGUCAUGGCAGUUAAGGAGCUGCAGACCUUAACCAGAGAAGCAAUAGUCCUUCUCAAAGCUAUGAUUGAAGAGGUUCAUAAUAGUGCGGAUGAGGAAGAAACCUCAAUCAACAAUCUCUUCUCCAAUAUGCAGGAGAAACUAGCAGAUCGAAGAAAGAUUCUUCUAAAAGCUGUGCAGUGCCAACAUGAAGAAAAGGAGAAGGCUUUUAAGGAGCAGCUAUCACACUUGGCAUCCCUACUGCCCACAUUACAGGUCCAUCUUGUUACUUGCUCAGCCUUCCUAAGCACAGCUAAUAAGGCAGAGUUCCUUGAUUUGGGAUAUCAACUGAUGGAACGCCUUCAAAAAAUAGUUAAACUUCCUCAUCGCCUGCGACCUUAUCAGAGCAGCAAGAUCAAUACUGAUUAUGGAGCUGAAUUUGCUCGCUGCCUAGAGCCACUGUUGAUUCUAAACCUGCGCCGAGGGGGGAGCAUGAGUGGCAGCUGUGGGGGUCCGGGACUGAGCAAUGGAAGCAUGAUUUCAAGUGGUCAAUCCUCAAAGACAUUUAUCAUGCCUGGGUGCUCUUCCUCUAUUGACAAAAUGUCUAUCACGGGAUCCAUAGUGCGCAAGCCUACAAUGCAUCGAUAUAUAAGCACUAAAGUGUUGCUGGCAGAAGGAGAGGAGAACCCAUUCACCAAGCAUUGCCGCUGCUAUGAAGAAAUGUAUAGAGCAACACAACUGGAAAUCCAGAACUUGAAGGACCAGGUCCAAGAGCUGCACAGAGACCUUACAAAACACCAUUCCCUCAUUAAGACUGAUACAAUGAGUGAGAUUAUCCAUAAAUCCCUCCAAGUCGAUGUGCAGAUAGCAUCAGAGUAUUCAUCUGUAGAAAUGAUGAGAACAGCAUUUGAGGAGAUUUGGGAAGAAACCUAUCAGAGGGUGGCAAAUGAACAGGAAAUUUAUGAAGCUCAGCUGCACGACUUACAGCAACUAAAGCAUGAGAACAGCUACCUAACAACCAUUGCAAAACAGAUUGCACCUUAUGUACGUUCCAUCGCAAAGGUUAAGGAGCGCUUGGAGCCCAGAUUAAAAGAACCAAAGGAUGAUGCGUCAGAGAAGCUGUACGAAGACUUCCCAUUGGCCAGUGACAUGCACAACAGGAAUGACCCGACAGUUUGCUCUGAGGAAAACUAUGACAAAUCCCUGGAACUAAAAGUCGAUAAUCGAAGUCUAAAUCUUCUCAAUGAAGACCUUCUGGCGAAGAGCAAAGAAUAUUACAGACUGAAACAAAAUGUGGCAAAUCGAAAAGGUCUAAGCGCUUAA
Molecule: messenger RNA, 2064 nt
Organism: Xenopus laevis (African clawed frog)
Lineage: Eukaryota; Metazoa; Chordata; Amphibia; Anura; Pipidae
Gene: rnf207.S
Product: ring finger protein 207 S homeolog
Exons: 18
Coding region: 145-2064 (639 amino acids)
Biological process (GO): regulation of cardiac muscle contraction; regulation of heart looping; positive regulation of membrane repolarization during ventricular cardiac muscle cell action potential
Cellular component (GO): perinuclear region of cytoplasm; cytoplasm
Molecular function (GO): metal ion binding; transmembrane transporter binding; zinc ion binding
Source: RefSeq, a predicted model, not a curated record